Molecule: messenger RNA, 345 nt
Organism: Peronospora matthiolae
Lineage: Eukaryota; Oomycota; Peronosporomycetes; Peronosporales; Peronosporaceae
Source: the annotation of a GenBank genome assembly
AUGCGCGAGAUCUUGUGCAGCAAGUGUGGGCUUCGUGCCUGGUCUAAUGUUUCGUUCUGUGCUGUGCCGGUCCGGAGCGACCGCCUCGUCUUAAAAGUUAUCGUCCUCUGCGCUUUCCUUCACGUCGACAAUAUCGACCGAGGAAGUUCGGUCCAUAACGAGACACUCGCAGAGAACGUGACGACAACGAUUACGGGCGCCUUGAGCUCGGAAGCGGUUAAAUCCUGCACACGACUACUCGUCCAACUAGCGAACCUGCAGAUUUUCGGGCUCGAGAUGGUCGGUAUGAACGAGAAGGUGUCGAAAACGUGUUCGGUUGGCUACUGUGGUCGUCUAGAAGCGUGA